This is a messenger RNA of Plasmopara halstedii, 438 nucleotides long. RefSeq names its product retroelement pol polyprotein. The record is from RefSeq and is a predicted model, not a curated record. NCBI's taxonomy places the organism in Eukaryota, Oomycota, Peronosporomycetes, Peronosporales, Peronosporaceae. The transcript has a single exon. Bases 1 to 438 code for a protein of 145 amino acids.
AUGCGUUACAAGGCUGGACUCGUCGCGAAAGGGUUCAAGCAAAAGUUUGGUGUGGACUUCUUUGAGACGAACUCGCCCGUCGCAAACAUGAAUUUUAUCAGGGUUGUGCUGUUCGUUAUUGUUGCGAAAGAUUACGUUACGGAGCAGCUGGAUGUCGACACAGCGUUUUUGAACAGCGAUUUGAGAGAACAAGUGUUCAUGGAGGUACCUCACGGUACAGCAAAUUCGACGAAUAUGAUGUUCAAAGCGAUCUACGGUCUAAAGCAAGCAGCAAGUGCGUGGAACAAGACUAUUUAUGCGGUGUUCCUGCGCAUAGGUUUUAAAAGCAGUGGAGCGUAUCAGUGCGUCUACAUCAAGGUCAAGGAUGGAUAUUACGUUUACGUGUGCCUUUAUGUCGACGAUAUGAUAAUCGCUCCAGGACGUGAAAGUAGCUCUUAA